Rana temporaria (common frog) is the source of this 1421-nucleotide messenger RNA. Its product is annotated as natterin-4-like. Lineage: Eukaryota; Metazoa; Chordata; Amphibia; Anura; Ranidae. The record is from RefSeq and is a predicted model, not a curated record. Bases 73 to 1281 code for a protein of 402 amino acids. The transcript is spliced from 3 exons.
GUCAAGUUUGAGUUACUCACACAAAGAAAACUUUCUAAAGCCGUUUGACUUCUGUGCCACUCACCUUGGAGGAUGAAGGUAAACUUGCUAUGUAUCUUCAUAACCAUCAACUGGGCAUUAAUAUUUGCCGAUUCACUAGCUGUUCCACCAAAUGAUGAAAAGUCAGCCGAGAAGAAAACACCAGCUCUACCAGAUGACAAAGCUGUACCUGCUGCUCAUAAUCAGCUCAAUGUAGACCUUUCGAAAAUCACAACUCCUGAAAAGGAAGCAGCGGAGGUGAAGGAGGAGGAGGAAGCAGCCAUGUAUGAUGUUCGUCAGGCUCUAUUUUCCGACUAUGAGAAUCUCAAAUGGGUAGACUGGACAGGCUCUGUUCCUAGUGGUGCAGUUUUCAUAAACAAUCAGUUUACAGGGCGCACUGAAUAUAUUUGUUCUGUCUCAAAUUGUGCUACAGGGUUCUACGCCUACAACAAAGGUUCUUUUUGCUACUAUACUAAUGCUGGCAAAGAAUUUCGUACAGCCACCUUUAAAAUUCUUGUAAAUGAGCAGAAUUUUGAGUUUUUAGAGUGGCAAAGGUAUAGUCAAGGCUCAGUAUCUUCCUAUGCUGUUCAGAGGUGCCAAGGAAUUUAUGUAGGGAAAAAUGAAUAUGGGUUAGGUAAAGUUACUAAUGGUCUUCUUUCUGUACCUUACAAUGGGAAUGAAUACCUUUAUGACACCUAUGAGAUCCUUCGCUUGUAUCCAGACUACCAUUCACAAACAGUAACCAGUUUGUCAUACAAUACUCACAAGAUAAGCCAUGAUGGGGAUUAUAAUGUUAUUUUAGCCUCAAGAAUGGUGAUUAACAGAGGUUGCAAUACAUUGUCCACAACUGUUAGUCUGAGUGAAAGCACACAGGUCUCCAAGUACUGGGACAUUGGACGCUCAACAAAGAGUGGGGUAAUAACAACUCUCUCUGGUAAUAUGCCAGAGUUCUCAGGAGGCUUAAUCAGCUACUCUAAUGUGCCAAAUUUUGAAUGGCAAGAAGGAUAUCCAUACAUACAAUCUAGGACACACUCAUUUAGUCUGCAGCUAACUGCAAAACCAAAUCACGAGUGUGAGGUUGUGUUAGAGGGAAGAAAUGUACAUUUGAAUAUGCCAUUGACAGGUACUCUGUCCCGCACCUAUAACAAUGGCCAAAGACGCACAACCAACUUCCAAGGCACAUUUUAUAAUUUACAGACAGAUGAUGUGGUUAUUUACGCAAGGCCAUGCAAACGCAUAAUCAAUGUUCCACCGUGUCCUUGAGAUGAAAAAAAAAAAAAAAAUCUCUACCUUUACCUUUAUUGUUAAUGCAAAUCUAAAACCAAAAUGUAACUCAUUUGAUACUGGAAGUCUAAAUUUAAUGUGUAAAAAUUUUUGCUGUACAUAUGUAUAGUCUUAAAAUU